This is a messenger RNA of Histoplasma mississippiense, 996 nucleotides long. RefSeq lists its product with no specific name. Lineage: Eukaryota; Fungi; Ascomycota; Eurotiomycetes; Onygenales; Ajellomycetaceae. Gene Ontology annotation, molecular function: nucleic acid binding; RNA-DNA hybrid ribonuclease activity. The transcript has 2 exons. The coding region runs from base 1 to 996 and encodes 331 amino acids. Gene Ontology annotation, biological process: DNA replication, removal of RNA primer. The record is from RefSeq and is a predicted model, not a curated record.
AUGAACCCCACCGAUACGCGGAGACUCCCUCAUCAGCCCACUAACGCGCCUCUACAACAGCCUCGAGACAACACUGGGAGAAGGAGCGUGGGGGCUGCUGCAUUGGCGCCGCCGAUCCACACCCAAGAACUCGCUUAUCUCGGCAAGGAAACGACUGCCACCGUGUAUGCAGCCGAGCUUCUUGGCAUUCUCAUGGGCCUAAACCUAAUCCUAACGUCAGACCGGCGCAGAGCAGCGAUCUUCACGGACAACCAGGCAGCCCUGAGGGCUCUCCAAAACCCCAGAAGAUCAUCCGGCCAAUCCAUACUUCGGAGGAUCAUAGAUGCUCUAGAGAGGGUCCGCUCCCAGGGCCUUCAGGUGGAAUUCUACUGGAUCCCGGCGCACCAAGGGAUCGAAGGUAAUGAAUUGGCGGACAAGCUCGCAAUGGAAGCGACGGGCUGCAGACAACAACGAGGCAGAAGAGGGAGGAUGAUCACAGUGGACACUGAUGACACCGCAGCUACACCUGACUUCCUAAGACACCUGAUAUCCGCAGCCAAGUCGGAAAUUCACCGCCAGACCCAGGUACAGUGGGAGCGGGACUGGGAGAACGAGUCAUCGGGGCGAGCCACCUACGCGCUCACACCCGCACCAAGCCCCACGGUCCUCCAUCUACACCACUCCUUACACAAGGCCCUCAGUUCAACCAUCGUACAGAUGCGCACCGGCAAGAUUGGACUACGACAAUUCCUAUAUGAAAGAAAGGUGCCAGAGAUCACUGACACCCUAUGCGAAUGCGGUGGCGGAAAUCAAACAGUACGGCACGUCCUAUUAGCGUGCCCUAGGUUUAACAACCUCAGAACGGAAACAUGGGAAAACGGGGAAGGAAGGGGGGAAAGGUUGGAUCUCAAGGAGAUCUUGACGACGCCUAAGCUAGCUAAGAAGGCUGCAAGAUUUAUGAUCUUAACUAGACUCCUCGGGCAAUAUGGAGCAAUUACGGAGGACAAAAUACGAUAA